GGACCACCGCACUCGUUCCCCGCAGGCGAGCCGGCACGCCGGGCGCCUUCGCUUCGGCCAUGGGAGCGCAGAGCUCAGUGCGGCGGGACGUCGCCCGGAGCGGGGAGGAGGGGGAGGAUGCUUCAGCCUCAGCCGCCGCCGCCGCCAGGGUGGGGGCCCAGGGAGGCGGCGUCCUCGACGACAAGGCCCUGCAGAAGAAUGGACAGAUCUCCAGCCUGACCAGUCUGAGUGGACACUCGGAGGACAACACACUGGCAGAAGUUGGCCAGCCAGAUGGUGUGUCUGUGGCUCAGAAAGAGGACACCUCAGAGACCAUGGACACCGUCGCGGACGAGCAGGCUCCUCAGGUGAACGGUGAGAAAGUGGAGAAGGAGUGCACCGACGGCAAUGAAAUCACUCCCGUCGAGGAGAAGGCGGCGGAGGAGAAGCCCAGCGAGACAAGCGAAGUGGGCUUCAAGAAGAUCUUCCGCUUUGUGGGCUUUAAGUUCACCCUGAAGAAGGACAAGAGUGAGGAGAAAGAGCCUGUGAAGCUGCUGACGGUGAGAGAUAAGGAUGGAGAGGUGGCCAACGGAAUCGAUGAACCUGCAAAGGACGAGGCAGCGACUGCAGAAGAGAACAGCACAGCUGAAGAGAAAGAGGGCAAAACGGAGGCCCUGAAUACUGAGGCUGGAGUCACUAAAGAUAGCAACAAUGCUGAAACCCCCGAUGGUCCUGUUGAGGCUGCUGAAACCUCAGAUGAAGGAGCCAAAGAGGAAGGAGCUGAGAAAGAGGGCGAGGCCAGUUCACCACCCCAAGAGGCUGCGUUGUCCCCCUUCAGGAAGCUAUUUAGUACAGGCCUCUUCUCUAAUCUGCGAAAGAAAUCCAGCAUUAAGAGGACAAAAGAGGAGGAAGACAAAGAGGUAGCCGGCGAAGACCAAGCUGCUAAAACAGAGGAGGGGGAAAACAAGCCAGAGGCAGAGCGAGAAAUGAAGGAGGAAGCAGCAACUACUCCAGAGACAGAAAAAGCAGAAGAGGAGGCCCCGGCAUCACCUGAAGACUCUAAACCAGAACCACGCUUGGAAUCGGACGUCUCUGCUGAUAGCCCUACGCCCACCUCUGAGGAGACAAAGCCAGAAGAGGAAAAAGCAGAAGAAGAGAAGGCUCCCGCAGAGGUAACCUCUGAUUCUGAACUUGUGGGCUCACAAGAGAAGGUGAAGCCCCAAGGCAGCCCCCUAAAAAAGCUUUUCACUGGUGCUGGCUUGAAGAAACUCUCUGCUAAGAAUAAGAAGACCAAGAAAGAUACCGAGACCAAACUGACAGAGUCUGGGGAGCAAGCAGCAGAACUUCAGUCCUCCACUGACUCCACAGAAGGGGCAAAAUCCGACAGUGGACCCUCAUCUCCGGACAAAUCAGGAGAGCACGCCGUUGAAGCAGAGGUGGCUCAGGCUGACUCUGCACAAGAAGCCGAAGGUGAAGUUGUCUCAGAUGGCGAGAAGAAAAAAGAAGGAAUUGUCGCUUGGUCUUCCUUCAAGAAACUUGUGACCCCCAAGAAGCGUGUGAAAAGAUCUUCCGAGAGUGAUGAUGAGGUCACAAAUGAGAAAGCAGCAAAAUCAGCCACCUUGUCAUCUUCUGAGAGUGCUCCGUUAGCGGAUAGGGGUGUAGAGGAGGAAGCUAAAGAGGACAAACCCUCUGAGGACGAAAGUAAGACCGAUAACGCUGAAGAGAAGCUGGUCAGCAGCACAGAGGAGCCCAAAAAGAAAAUGGACACUUCUGUCUCCUGGGAAGCUCUGAUGUGCAUGGGAGGACCCAAAAAGAGGACCAGGAAGACUUCUGAUUCUGAUGAUGAGGAACCCAAGAUUGAAGAGGAGAGUCCCGCACCUGCUCCUGAAGAGGAGGAGAAAACGGAAGCAUCUGGGGUGAACGCUCAAAGUGUUGAAGGUGAAGGAGAAGGUGCUUCCUCCCCAGAGCCUCUGAGCAGCCCGCCUGAGAGGGAGUCUGCCUGGGACACUCUGAAACGCAUGGUGAUGCCCAAGAGUAAGGCCAAAACUGAGGAGAAGGCAGAGGAAAGUGCAGAACAGGUCCAGCCAGAAAGCGAAGCACCAAAAGAUGAGUCGUCAUUCUCUUUGAGAAAGUUCUUCCCUGGUCUGAGAAAGAAAAAGGUUGAAAAACAAUCCUCCACUGAGAGCGAGGAGGACUCUGACACCCCAGCUGUGGUUCCUCUAUCAGAGUAUGACCAGCAACACCAGGAGGCUGCCCAGGAAGUUGCCCAGGAGGCUUCCCAGGAUGUUGUCCAGGAGGCUGCCCAGGAGGUUGUCCAGGAGGUGGUCCAGGAGGUUGUCAAGGAGGUUGUCCAGGAGCCACUGGUAGAGGCAGCUGUGAUCACAGCUCACGUGUCCUCUGACGAAAGAUCCCCCUCAUGGAUCGCAGCCAUGGUGGACCAAGGAGAGGAUAAUCACGAUCAGCUGAGCGACAUCACCGAAGAAGCAGAGAACGUCGCUACGCCCAAGUCUGUUGACACUGACAAUGCAGAGGAUGACAUUGAUAUGCACAUUGUUCUGCCCCCAAAAUCUGCAGAACGGAGACUGUCCAUGGCCGAAGUUGCUCAGACUCCUCCCUCGGAAACCACCACCAGGGAUCCCAAGGAACCCAAGUGUGAAAAUGCACAAGAGGUCAUGGCAGCAAUUAAGGCUGAAAUCAGUGAAGUCCCACCCGUGUCAACUGUAACCUGUGAAGAUGCACCAGUUCUGGUAGCCUCAGAGGAAUCUGAACCACCUUUGGAGCAUGCUGAUUAUAAGACUAACCGCCUCCUGGAGCCACACGCCCAUGAUGAGGCAAUGGCCAUCUGUACCGGCCUGGGAACCAAGGAGAUUGCUAAACUCGCCCUGGAGAAACCUGCAACUCAGGUCACAGAGUGUGUUUCUGUGAUCACUGAUGCUAUCUGUACACAGGUCUUGGUAGAAGAGGAUUCCAUUAAACUGGAGGCGGCCAAUGUUACAGAAGAUGCACUGUUGAGCGCCCAAGUCCAGCAAGAGAGAAACGCUGAGGUAGAGCCUGCCGAAAGCUCACAGAAUGAAAUGCCUGAUGUUGAAACUGCUGUGGAGAGCUGUGAACCCCAGCUUCCGAACAUUGGGAUCGUCAGCACUUUCCUGGAGCCGCAAGUUGUCGAGACCACCACCAGUAUGAUUGACGACGCUCCGAUCGAUCCCAUUACGCCGACGGUUGAAAUCCCCGUGUGUUUCCAGAAUGGAGAAGUCACUGAGCGGAGUGUGAACACAAACAAGGAACCAGAACAAGUCUGUGAAGUUGAGAAACCAGGUGAGGAGGUUUGCGUCAUUGCAGAAUCGGUUGUCCUUGUCAACCUGCCCUGUAUGGACCAAGUGGCAACGUCCAACAUGUCUGAGCCAGAUGAUACCACAGAGACCGGUGGUGAUAAUGAGGAAUCCAGUCAAAUUGAGGCCCAGAGCGUGGUCAUCGCCCAGUCGGUCAUUCAGGAUGCAAUGGAUAAAGUUUCAGAACACCCCCAAAAAUCCGAAAUCUCUUCUCCAACAACGCCGGUCCAGGCGGUAAUGACCUUGGAAAAGGAAAUUGAGAUCCCAGUGGAGACCCCUGUCAUCACAGAGACCCCCAUCCCGAUCACCAGUGAAAAACCAGCAGAGAAGGCCAUUUUUGUCACCACCGAAUGCGAAACCGCGGCGAUCGAGGUGGCAGAGAUCCUCAAUGCCUCUCCGGUGGAAGACGACAAAUCUGAGGAAGGCUUGAAGAAAGCCGUCGAGGUGAACGUAAGUGAAGAAUUUGUCAUAGAGGAAGAAGUCGUGGAGGUGCUUGGCGAGAGUCAGAUGAACAACAAACUGGAGGCACUGGAAGAAGAGAAACCGCAGACCGAGGAGAAGGAGAUCCACAUGCCCGUCCAGGUGGUUCUGUGCAAUGCGGAGGUGGUCGAGGAGGAGUUGGUCCGAGAGGAGACGGUUGAGGAGUUCGGCAGCAGUGCCGUGGACGGCAAAGGAGACCGGCCUGCGAGCGGUCCGUCAGAAAGUCUCCCGGCAGCGGAGAGGACGCCGUCCAAGUGCGCUGAGGUGAUGGCGCAGGUGAUGGAGGUGAUCGAGGAGGCGGUGAAGGAGAUCCAGCCCGCGUCGGCAGAAAUCACACCGGCGUCGUGAGCAGAUGACGACGCGGAAGCGUUGCCUGGGAGACCAGGACGACAGUUGACGACGCCCCACUGACACGUCUGGGACUGGGCUCCGCCCCUUCCUGCCCUGAGAGAGAGCGAGUCACCGAGCUUCCUGUCCACCCCCCCCCACCCGCCACCUCCCUGCAUCCGGCAGUGCGCCCCCCACCACCACCCUGUCUCCACGACGACGCAAGCAAGUGGACGUGUGUUUACCUGUGCGUGUGUUUGUUUGUGUGUCUAUUGUUGUAUAGGCGUGAAAGAAUAUCAGGAGGUAAACAGAUUGUAUAUUGUAUUUAUAUUGCGCGUAUUCUUCCAAUCACCCUUUAUUUUUUAAUGUCGAGCCCUAUUUUUUAAUUUUGUCUCCUUUGUCACAUGUAGUGAUUAUUUAAAAAAAAAACACACAGGAAGCGACAAGACCUAACCAAAGGUAAUUGUUUCAUAAGGCGGGCUUUGGAUAUUGGUGUCAUUGAAGUAUUUUUGAGCAGCCCUGGUACAAACCGUGAUUCCUGCUAUCAGUAAGACAAAAAUUGGAGUAUAUCCCCUCACGUUUCAUGUAUAUGUAUAUUUAAAAAAAAAAAACAAAAACAUGCUUAAUUUACUGUGAAAAUAAACACGUUUCGCUUUUUAUCUUGUUAUAACACAAUAAAAUACUUUUAUAGCAGCCUCACUUUAUGUGAUAGAUUAAAAAAAAGUUGGAGGUUGUUAAUAAUACGUUAACUAACAAAUUUAACUUUCCAACACCAAUCUUAGAGUCUGAAGGUUGAUCGAUACAUUUCUUCAUCUUCAACAAAUUGGCUGAAGAUGAAUCAAUGGCUGACACCAGCAAGCUUUAUGACCAAAUGAGAAAACAUUUAUCAAUAUUUUUUUUUUUUUUUUUUUGGUACAUAAAUAUCCCAGCCCGCACUCAUUUUAGACAGCUUUGACUUCACUGUGAGCCCGCUAACACGUGUACAGAAAAUGUGUAUACACUUGUAUGUACUGACAAAGCCUCUUGUUAUAACGACUAAUAUGCUUCAUUGUUCGUAAUAUUCGCAUAAGCAUGAUUUUAACUCUCCUUUUUGUAUUUUCCAGGCUGUUAAUAGUACGGAUACACAAACGUGUCUAUAUUUCAUUCAAUAAAGUUUUGAGGGUUGGGGAACA
Messenger RNA from Syngnathoides biaculeatus (alligator pipefish), 5287 nucleotides. It is a transcript of the gene akap12b, whose product is annotated as A kinase (PRKA) anchor protein 12b. The record is from RefSeq and is a predicted model, not a curated record. Gene Ontology annotation, cellular component: cytoplasm. Gene Ontology annotation, biological process: signal transduction; regulation of protein kinase C signaling. NCBI's taxonomy places the organism in Eukaryota, Metazoa, Chordata, Actinopteri, Syngnathiformes, Syngnathidae. Bases 60 to 4136 code for a protein of 1358 amino acids. The transcript has 4 exons. Gene Ontology annotation, molecular function: protein kinase A binding; calmodulin binding.